Messenger RNA from Prunus dulcis (almond), 590 nucleotides. RefSeq lists its product as uncharacterized. The coding region runs from base 203 to 373 and encodes 56 amino acids. Lineage: Eukaryota; Viridiplantae; Streptophyta; Magnoliopsida; Rosales; Rosaceae. The record is from RefSeq and is a predicted model, not a curated record. The transcript has 4 exons.
GUUUGCGAAUCAAGCAGAGAAGAGGAGAAGUGGGAUAGUGAAACUCAAACAACCUGGUUUGGGCAAUUGCCAUCUCAAAACCUCUCUCUGUCUCCCCUUCCCUCCGUCGCUUGGCAGUGGCACGGUUCAUUGGCUCCAAUCCAAUCCAACCAGCUGCUGCGCUGAACUCAGCCUUUACUUCUUUGCCACUGAUUCUCGAGCCAUGAAUUGGGUUCAACGAAAGAUUUAUCUUUACAAUGUCACUUUUGGGCUCUAUAUGUUGGAUUGGUGGGAGCGUUAUCUCUUCAAUACUUUGGUCGUUGUGUUGAUGUGGUUCAUUUUUUACAAUGGCUCACGAUAUGUAACGGAGUUUUGCAAGAGGCAUCUAUGGUGACGCGUAGAGCUAGCACCAACCCAGAAGGUUCAAAUGUAAUGAUUGAAUGAAGAUUUGAAUUCAGCUGCAGCAUGUAUUACACUCAGUAUUUAUAUUUGACUUGUGAAAAUUGUUGAUUUUGUGACAGCAAUUGUGUAUGUACUGCCCUUUUUGUACACCAUCUUCUCAUGUUAUAGGCUUAUGUUUCUCUUAAUAUAUCUGAUAGCUUUGGCUUUUA